Molecule: messenger RNA, 5073 nt
Organism: Melopsittacus undulatus (budgerigar)
Lineage: Eukaryota; Metazoa; Chordata; Aves; Psittaciformes; Psittaculidae
Product: protocadherin beta-15-like
Exons: 1
Coding region: 5-2446 (813 amino acids)
Biological process (GO): homophilic cell-cell adhesion
Cellular component (GO): plasma membrane
Molecular function (GO): calcium ion binding
Source: RefSeq, a predicted model, not a curated record
CGCCAUGGAGACCGCAAGGCAAGUGCUCUGUCUCUGUGCUUUCCUCUCCCUGCCGCACGCUCGCGCCGAGCCCAUCCGCUACUCCGUAGCCGAGGAGAGCGAGAGCGGCUCCGUGGUAGCCAACGUGGCGGAGGACGCGGGGCUGGCCCCGGCGCAGCUCUCGGCUCGCCGCGCCCGCCUGCUCUCGGAGGACGGCCGGCAGCACUUUCGCUUAGACCCGGGCAGCGGCCGCCUCGUCGUGGCCGAGAGGCUGGACCGCGAGGAGCUGUGCGGGCAGUCCGCUACCUGCACGCUGCCCUUCGAGCUCCUGCUGGCAAACCCCGUGCAGUUCUUUCGGGUGGAGGUGGCCGUGGAGGACAUCAAUGACCACGCGCCCGUUUUUCCGGAGGAGCGGGUCAUUCUUAAGAUCCCAGAAACGAGCAACCUCGGUUCUCGUUUCCCUUUGGAGGGGGCUCAGGACCUUGAUGUUGGCAGCAACAGCAUCCAGAUUUACAGCAUUGCUCCUGAGAGCAAGUACUUUGGUGUUGAUUUUGGGAGUCGAAGUGACAGUGACCAAUAUUUUGAACUUGUUUUGGAAAAGCCACUCGACAGAGAAGAACAGGCAGAGAUGGAUUUCAAUCUCAUUGCCGUGGAUGGGGGCUCUCCACCCAAGAGUGGAACCACCCAAAUCCACGUUGUCGUUCUAGAUGUAAAUGACAAUGCUCCAGUCUUCAUGCAAGACCGAUAUAUUGCACAGAUUUUGGAAAAUGCACCAGAGGGUUCUAUUGUUCUCAAAGUAGUGGCAACCGAUCAGGAUGAGGGAGUUAAUGGGGAAAUCUCCUAUCAGUUCAGCCAAGCAGGGGGCCAGAGCUACUCAGCAUUCAAUAUUGACGCCGUGAGUGGUGAAAUCAAACUCACAAAGCCUCUGGACUUUGAGGCAGCAGAGAAACAUGAACUCAAAAUUCGAGCUACAGAUGGUGGAGGCCUCUCUGCAAUCUGUAAAGUGUUGGUGGAAGUGGUGGAUGUGAAUGACAAUGCACCAGAGGUGAUGAUUAGUUCCUUCAACAGCCCCCUCCCUGAGGACUCAUUGCCUGGGACAGUCGUUGCCCUGUUUACUGUCAGGGACCGAGAUGCUGGUGCCAAUGGGAAGAUCUCCUGUGCCCUUGAGGACCAGCUGUCAUUCUCCUUGCGGCCAGCCUAUAAGAAUUACUUUGAGCUGGUGACUGUGAGUGCACUGGACAGGGAGGAGAUGGCACGGUACAUCCUGACAGUCACAGCAGCAGACACGGGAUCACCUCCUCUCACAACCACCCAGACCUUCACAGUGGACAUCUCUGAUGUGAAUGACAAUGCACCUGUGUUCAACCAGACAUCAUACACCAUGUAUGUACGUGAGAACAAUGUCCCCACGGUGCUCGCUGGAACCGUCUGUGCCGUAGAUAGAGAUGUGGGGCCUAAUGCCAAGGUGACCUAUUCCCUGGUGCUUGCCCACCCUACAGAGCAGCCUUCGUGCUCCUGCAUCUCUGUGAACUCUGAGAAUGGAGAUGUGUUUGUGCUGCGGCCCCUGGACUAUGAGCAGGUGAGGCAAAUUGAGUUCCUGGUGAGCGCCUCUGAUGCGGGGUCACCUCCUCUCAGUGCCAAUGUCACCGUCCGUCUUGUUGUGGAGGAUGAAAACGACAAUGCUCCACUGGUGCUGUACCCCUCACAGGACAGCAGCUCUCCAUCCAGUGAGCUGGUGCCCGUUUCGGCUGAGGCAGGCUACCUUAUCACUAAAGUUGUGGCCAUCGAUGCUGACUCAGGGCAGAACUCUUGGCUCUCGUACCACUUGCUGAGGGCCACUGAUCCUGGACUGUUUGUGGUGGGUGCCCAAAGUGGGGAGGUGCGACUGAGGAGAUCAUUGACAGAGAGAGACACUGUGAAGCAGAAACUCGUAGUGCUAGUGCGAGACAGUGGGCAGCCACCACUGUCAGCCACUGCGGCAAUGAGUGCACUCCUGCUCAGUGACUUCUCGGACGUGCACCUGACACACAGCAGCCUGACCACAGAGGAUGAGGGCAGCUCCCUUACAAUAUAUUUAAUCAUUUCUUUGGUCUUUGUCUCACUUCUUUUCCUUGUGUCCACAGCAGCCUUUGUCAUUCACAAGGUGUGCAGGAGAAAGGACCUGAAGGAUGGGCAUGUGUUUUAUGGUGCCAACAACUUACAGAGCAGCCUGGCUGAUGCAGGUGCUGCAGGGACCCUGCCCCAUGCCUAUUGCUAUGAGAUCAGCCUCACAACGGGCUCUGGCAACAGUGAGUUCAAGUUCCUGAAGCCCAUCCUCCCCAGCCUUCCACCACAGCUCAAUGCCACAGGUGGGGGUACCAACAAUGAGCAAGAUUUCUCAUGUGGUUGUGUCACCAUGGAGAGUAUGGCACCAGACAACCAUGGGGUGCUCUCUGCAGAGCAGUUCAAUAGUCUUUCCUUUAACUAGUAGUGUUGGCACAGCCAAAGGCUUUAUGACUUUUGAUAAGAAGCAAUCCAGACUACAAUAUGUCAUAAUGGUGCCUCCUGAGAAAAUCUGUAUUUCCAAUUGGCAUCAGUGUUCUCUCACCAAGUCAAAGUCUGAAGAAAGGCUGACUUCUCCCACAAAAAAAACAACUAAACAAAAGAAACUAAAGCUUCUUUACUGAGGAAAUGGCAUGUUUCAGCUGUGUUAGAACCAUUUCUGAAAUGCUUUAAGAAUGGAGUUAGUUACAGAAAGCCCAGAAAAGUUCUUGUUUCUAUUGCUGACAAGAACAACAGACACAAGAGGAAGUACUGUAACAUAAUGGCAUGGAUGGGCAGAGAAAUCACAUCCUUACUGAAAUGCAUGUUGCCCUUUUUGUACAUCAGGAAAGCAAGGAAAUUGUGAGUACCAUGUGACAAUGUGUUAUGAACAAAAGCCUUUUUCUUUUCUGGGUCCUUUUUGUGCAUCCCUGAGACAGGUGGGGUCUUUUACUGUUUCUGUCCAUACAACUUUUUUAUGUCUCUAUAUGCUGCAUCAGUGCUGCCCAGUGAAGUAGAGUUGCUCACAUCUAAAUAUGGUGAUGUGCACAAUUCCGUAUCAGCAGGCAAGAAGUAUAUUUUGACCCCUUAAGUGUAGCUGUCUGAUAUUUAGGGGAGAGCAGCAAAAUGCAUGAGAUCUUCCUUUGGCCUGUAAAGAGAACUUACUCUCCUUGGGAUUGCCUCUGAAAUACAGCACCACAAAGAGUGUUGGGUUAGAAUGUAAUGUAACAGAACAGAUUAGUAGUAUUUGAGUUGUAAACUGAUCAUCUAGUCCAACUGACUGACCAAUUCAGGUUUGACCGGAAGUUAACAUAUGUUUUUAUGGGCAUUUUAUAAAUGUCUGGUAAACACUGAGAGGCUUGGGGCAUUGACCACCUCUGCAGGAAGCCUGUUCCAGUGUUUGACAACGCUGUCAGGAAAUAAAUGCUUCCUAAAUGUGUAGUCUAAACCUUAGCUGUCAUGGCUUUGAACUGUUGUGGCUGGAAUAAUCACCUCCUUUGGGCCUCUCCUUGCCUGAUUUGUAUUAAUACCUGGGGCAGAGGUUUUCCUAUACCAACCUGUUAGAUUUUCUGCCAUUAACGAUUCCCACAAUGUCUCAAUCUAUCCAGAUACCUCUGCAUGGCAUCUUGACCCUCAGGAGAGUCAACUGCACCUCCCAGUUUAGUAUCAUUAAAGGAGUUUUUUAUGAUCCAUUCAACUCCUGCAUCUAGAUCACUGAUAAGUACAUUGAAAAGCCUAAAACUGAACCAUGAGGAACACUGCUGGUGCCUGUCACCAGACAGAUUUAGCCCCAUUUACUGCAGCCUUUCAAGCCCUGGCCUUCAGCCAGUUCUUUACCCAGUUCACCACAAACCCAGUCAUCUCACAGGUGACCUUAUCAUAAGCAGAACUUUCUGUUGGGGAACCCAUGUUGACUAUGUCUGAUGACUCCAUUGUUCUUUAAAUGAGUUUCAGUAGUAUCCAGUAUGACCUUAUUAAUGAUUUUUACAGGAGCUGAGGUGAAAUCAACAGGUCUGUAGUUGCCUGUGUCUUUCCUCAUGCCUUUCUUGAAGACUAGAAGAACAUUGGCUAGUUUCCAGUCACCAGGGACCUCCCCAAACUCUUGAGACCUUGGGUAGGUGAUUGAGAGGGAUCUUGCUGUAACUUGUGUCAUCUCCUUCAGUGCUUUGGGCAGAAUCCCAUCACGUCCCAUGGAAUUUUGUCCAUACAGCUGGUGUACAAAUGGAGUCACUCAGUGUUCCCACGCUUGUGGUCCUCUGUCUCAGGUGACCAGGUAGCCCUAGGGACUAACAAUUUAAUUAAAAUGCAUUGAACACCUCCAACUCUCUCUUUUUGUCCCUGUUAGUCAGGGUGUGAUCUUCAAGUACCAGUCUGUUUUCUGUCAAAGUCCUCUUGCUCAACAGUGGCCAGUUUCAACUCUGAAUGUGUUUUGGCCUUUCAUGCCUUCUCCCUGCAUAUAUGAACCACAGCUCUGCAAACUUCCUGCAUAUCCUGACCUUACUUCCAGAGAUCAUAUAAUUUCUUUCUCCUCUGGAGCUCCACAAGGAGUUCCCUAUUUGGCCAAGCUGCUUUUCUGCCCCACAUGCUCGAAUUUUGGCACAGUGGAAUUGCCUUCUAAUAGACUGUAACCAUAUAGAGUUGUGAGAACAUGUUCCUUGUCGUUGGGUGGAUUGCAGACAGUAAGAACUUUGGCUUAGCUGCCAGUUCUGAAGGUGAAAUUUAGAUGAACUCAGAAGAGGGGCAUUGGAUUUGGUCUUAGCAGUAUUGUUGCUGAAUUUAGAGGCUUCAUGGUGGGAGUGAAAAGAUGUCCUGCUGUGAUUUUCUGUGUGUUUUCUUAGAGCAUUCACAUUUUCCUUUUUUUUCUUUUUCUACUCUGUGGACUGUAUUUGAACAUUUUCUUGCCUCUUCUUCUUAAGAAGGACUGUCACCCCAUGUAUAAUAAAAGACUGCUUGAAUGAAAGCAGCAUGAUAGGAUAUUUGGAAACCCUCACAUGUUGUGCUGCAGUUAUAAGCUGUGCUGUUGUAACACGAGAGACCCUUGUAUGUAAAAGCAAAAUAAAGAGAACACCCAAA